CUCAGCUCUCUCUCUCGACCGUCGCCUAAGAUACAGAUCAACAAGGGGAGAAGCCUGGUUUAACAAUGGCAAUCAUCUUUCCCGCAAGGAUCUUCUCGCUCGCGGUGGCCGCCGCUCUCCUAAUCGCCGUUUCUUGCCCCGGCUGCGACGCGGCACUGUCGACCAAGUACUACGACAAGACGUGCCCGGGCCUGCAGCCCGCCGUCCGGUCCGCGAUGGCGCAGGCGGUGGCCGCGGAUCCCCGCACGGGUGCCUCCGUCCUCCGCCUCUUCUUCCACGACUGCUUCGUCAACGGCUGCGACGCCUCCGUGCUCCUCGACGACGCGCCGGGGCUCACGGCCGAGAAGGCCGCCGGCCCGAACCUCGGCUCACUGCGCGGCUUCGAGGCCGUCGACGCGGUCAAGGCCCGGGUCGAGGCGAGGUGCAACGCCACCGUUUCCUGCGCCGAUGUCCUCGCGCUCGCCUCCCGCGACGCCGUCAGCCUCCUUGGCGGGCCGACCUGGACCGUGAAGCUCGGGCGGAAGGAUGCCCGCACGGCGAGCCAGGCCGCCGCCAACGCCAACCUCCCGGGGCCCGGCGCCAGCCUGGCGUCGCAGCUCGCCUCGUUCGCGGCCAAGGGGCUCUCGGCGCGGGACAUGACGGCGCUCUCCGGCGCGCACACGGUCGGGCGCGCGCGCUGCCAGACGUUCCGCGGCCGCGUCAACGGUGGGGACACCAACGUCAACGUGACGUUCGCGGCGGAGCUCCAGCAAGGGUGCCCCGCUGCCAAUGGCGUCGGGGACAGCAGCCUCGCGCCGUUGGACGCGGAGACGCCGGACGUGUUCGACAACGGGUACUUCCGUGGCCUCGCGCAGCAGCGCGGGCUGCUGCACUCUGACCAGGAGCUGUUCAGCGGCGGGUCGCAAGACGCGCUGGUGCGCAAAUACGGUGGCAACGCCGGCAUGUUCGCGAACGACUUCGCCAGGGCCAUGGUCAAGAUGGGCAGCCUCGAGCCGGCGGCCGGGACGCCGGUGGAGGUCAGGAUCAACUGCCGGAAGCCCAACUAGUCAGCUAGCUAGCGCGUACAAAUACAUGCAAAAGGAUACAUGAAUCACACAGUGGUACAGUUUUAAGGUUAGAUGGUACGUAUUGAACGUGUAAAUACAUUUUUAAUUGACAUAGUAUCAUUUUACGCGAUA
Lolium perenne is the source of this 1178-nucleotide messenger RNA. Its product is annotated as peroxidase P7. Lineage: Eukaryota; Viridiplantae; Streptophyta; Magnoliopsida; Poales; Poaceae. Gene Ontology annotation, biological process: response to oxidative stress; hydrogen peroxide catabolic process. Gene Ontology annotation, molecular function: peroxidase activity; heme binding. The record is from RefSeq and is a predicted model, not a curated record.